AUUUGUGUGCAUUUGUAGAGUUAAUCCCAAGUUGAAACAACGAAUUUUAUCAUAUUAUUUAUCAUUUUUGGCAUUGACUAAGGAGUUAAUUACAUAAUACAGAAUUGCUUACCACUUAAUAAUUAAUUAGCCUAUUUUUCUAUUAAUUUUUCAACGACACCCACUUCUCUUGAGUCAUCUUAAUUUAUAUACACUGAUGCUCAACAUUUUCAUUUCAUAAAAAGAUUAAAACAGAAAAGCUUGACAAAAUUGUAAUUAAAUAUAAAUAAUGGCGUCACCUCCCUUGAAUUACAAAGCAUCCAAGAAAUCAGUCUCCAGUGACGGUAAAAUUCAACAUCUUUCUUUAGCUGAAAGGUCAAAACGGUUAAAAAUUACGGUCGUGGGCGAUGGAAAUGUUGGCAAGACCUCUUUGCUUAUGUCGUACACGAUUAAUGGGUUUCCGGAAGAGUAUUUACCUACUGUAUUUGAUACUCACCCCAUGCACAUCAGCCUCCAAGAUGUCGAAUAUCCGACUUGCCUGUGGGACACUGCGGGACAGGAGGAAUACGCAAGAUUGCGACCCCUUUCCUAUCCGAAAACGGACUGUUUCAUCGUAUGUUACGCUAUUGAUAACCCAACCUCUUUCGGAAAUGUGAAAACAUUGUGGAUUCCUGAAGUUCGGAAGUACUGUCCGCGAGCGGCAGUGGUACUUGUAGGAACAAAACUCGACCUAAAAGAAAGCGGAACGAUCUCGACCCUUGUGGAAUUGGCUGAAGCAAAAAAACUAAAGCAUAAAAUUGGAGCUCAAUUCGUUCUUGAAUGUUCUGCAAAAACGAGAGAAAAUUUGGAGGAGGUCUUCACUCGAGCGAUCCUUGCAGUGAUUAAGAAACGCUCUGCAAACAAAUCGGCGAGGUCUGCUUGCGUCUUGUUAUAAAAGAAAUCUUUAAAAAUAAGAAUGUAUUGCGCCAUAGAAUGCAAGACUUUUAUAUUUAUUUUCUUUCAAACAACUCGUCGACUUGUCAAUAAAAUCUUAAACACUAGAAA
Folsomia candida is the source of this 1023-nucleotide messenger RNA. Its product is annotated as ras-like GTP-binding protein RhoL. The transcript is spliced from 6 exons. Bases 269 to 913 code for a protein of 214 amino acids. Gene Ontology annotation, biological process: small GTPase-mediated signal transduction. NCBI's taxonomy places the organism in Eukaryota, Metazoa, Arthropoda, Collembola, Entomobryomorpha, Isotomidae. The record is from RefSeq and is a predicted model, not a curated record. Gene Ontology annotation, molecular function: GTPase activity; GTP binding.